Molecule: messenger RNA, 1062 nt
Organism: Heterobasidion irregulare TC 32-1
Lineage: Eukaryota; Fungi; Basidiomycota; Agaricomycetes; Russulales; Bondarzewiaceae
Exons: 4
Coding region: 152-490 (112 amino acids)
Cellular component (GO): cytoplasm
Molecular function (GO): protein phosphatase inhibitor activity
Source: RefSeq, a predicted model, not a curated record
GAAAGAAAACGACCAUCACUGCAACAUCCCAUCCUCAGCGCCCCUCAACUCUCUCUCUCCUUCUCCUCCGCCUUUGCGCAUCAGCAAUCUCCUUGCUCCUCCUCCCUCUUUGCCCGACAGAGAACGCAACUGCACGUAGCUAUCUGCCAUCAUGAUCCCGGCAAGGCUCAAGAAGAUCGACAUCAGCAAGUUGACUGAGGAGGAGCAGAAGCUCUUCCGUCUGUAUGGCAAACUUCCCACGCAUAAGAACGUCCUAACCAAGAUGCAGAAGGAUCGUAAGUAUUUUGAUUCGGGAGACUAUGCUCUCUCCAAAGCCGGUGUGGCCCCGCAAAACGCCGUUGGUACGACUAUCCCUAACCCAGAGAACAUCCCUCACGCUUCAUCGCCUCCCAAUCACCAAGGCCUCUCUGUCUCGCCCAACAACAACUCGACCAGUCCAGUCAGAGAGAGCGCGCUAGCGCAGACUGAAGCCGCAGAGGCCGAGGAGUAGUCGCGCGGCGCUCAUCUCUUCACUCACUGUGACCCGUGGGGCGGUCCUCCGGCUGGGUAUUUGCGCACCCUUUCUCCCACUGAGCUCGCAUCGCAUUGUUCUUUAUCACUUCUCCUAUCCACCUACCUAUCUCCCUACCUACCCAUCGAUUCAUGUACAUGGCCUCCUACCCACCACCACCCUCUGCGUACGUCCCCUGCACGCGCUUGUUGGUUCUCCAGGCUUCGAAUAUGAUGUGCAGAUUUUUGGUAUGUACGCACAUGGGCUCGGUACGAUCUUGCGCGCGGUGUUCGAGGCUGCUUUGUCAACGUACCUGCCGGUCGUCUUGUAACCUCCAUCUUGUUCCCCGUUGUGAUGCGCUUAUCUGUACUACCAUACCUAUAUUUUACUGUGCUCAGAGUCUGUACCUACAUACGCACGAUACGCAUAUAUGCAGCGACGAAACGCAUUCAUGACCGUCAUAGCUCAUGUACUCCACAGCCCCUGUGCGGGUCGAGCUUGCUAGCUCGUCAGACGGCAUCUCUCUGCAGAUUCUUUACAUACGACUAAUACUUGUUUUUUUGGGUGAAUCC